CCAAACACAAUCACACACAAAGAAAAAUGAAGCCCUCCUCUAUAGUUUCCAUUCUCUCUUUUUCCCUCUUCUUUCUCUCUCAAAUCUCUCCAUCUCUUUCAGCUGAAAGAUGUCACCCAAAUGACAAAAAAGCCCUCCUAGAAUUCAAAAAAGCUCUAGGUAAUCCUGAUGAUUUGGGUAAUUGGAAUCCCAAAACUGAUUGCUGCAUUGACUGGUACGGACCUACUCUCGAAUGCGAUGAAAAAUCGAAUCGGAUUAAUCUCAUCGACUUCUCCAAAAUGAAUCUCUCUGGAUAUCUCUCUCCCGCCAUCGGAGAUCUCACAUACCUUACGAAAUUCAGUAUCCACAAUGUACGUAAUCUCACCGGUCCAAUUCCAUCAACAAUUGUUAAGCUCACGAAUCUCAUUUUCUUCAGAAUUAGUGAAUCGGACAUUUCAGGACCAGUACCUGAAGUCCUUAGUCGAUUGAAAAGCUUAACGUACAUUAAUCUGUCGUAUAAUAAGCUUGUUGGAACUAUCCCAGCCUCGCUAUCACAACUUCCAUAUUUGGAAUUUUUACGAUUAGAUAGGAACAAAUUAACUGGACCAAUACCGGAGUCAUUUGGCAAAUUAGCUCCCAAUUUAACGUAUCUUUACCUUGGGCAUAACCAACUUACAGGGAUUGUACCAACUUCAUUUGCUGGGUGGAGUUUUGACACAAUUGAUCUGUCAAGGAACAUGCUUGAAGGGGAUAUUUCGUUUUUGUUUGGUAAAGAUAAGACGACGUAUGAAAUGUUAUUGGAUCGGAAUAAAUUUGAAUUCGAUAUGUCAAAAUUGACGUUUGGGAAGGGGUUAUGGAGGUUGGAAUUGAGUCAUAACAAGAUUUAUGGGAGUAUACCGAAAAUCAUAUCGAAGAAUCCGUGGCAAAUUUUGAACGUGAGUUAUAAUAGACUUUGUGGAAAGAUUCCAAAGGGUGAGAAUAUGCAGAAAUUUGAGAUAUAUGAGUAUUUUCAUAACAAAUGCUUGUGUGGUGCUCCGUUGCCGCCUUGUAAAUGAUCAUCACGAGCGGAUAAUAUAAGUUAUGCAUCUAUUUAUGUAUUUCAACUUCUCUUGAUGAAUAAUUGAGUGAGUAAACUUAAGGCAUAAUAAUGUAUGAAUGUUAGUUAUCCUUUUUUUAGUAACUUCUCGAUGGACCAUUAAUUUU
Solanum lycopersicum (tomato) is the source of this 1182-nucleotide messenger RNA. RefSeq names its product polygalacturonase inhibitor. NCBI's taxonomy places the organism in Eukaryota, Viridiplantae, Streptophyta, Magnoliopsida, Solanales, Solanaceae. The record is from RefSeq and is a predicted model, not a curated record. Gene Ontology annotation, molecular function: protein binding.